ACCGGAAGCGCCUGUUUCUUGGCGCUUAGGUUAGCAGGCUGUUGCUAACUUUAAUGUAGAUGUUAGCUUUCGUGGAUAUUUUAAAGCUGCUGCUUGAUGAGAGAGAUGCUGUGUGCAUUUCAACAUGCGUCCCACUGAGCCAGGUGUGAAAGAUGGUCGAAACCGCAAGACUAACAAAACCAAAAGCACUCGGGGAGCUGUAGCUCAGUGUCCCGGGGCUUCUGAGUCCUGCAGUGAGAGCAAGAAGUCCAAGAAAAUACAACUAUCUGUCAAGAAGCCCAGUCAAACUGUUCCAGUUGCUGCCAGUGAAAAAAAUGUUUGUCCAUCCAAACAUGAAAACAGCAGAGAGAUGACUUCCAGUAUCCAAGCAGCUCCUGAGGAAGAAGCCAAGUCUUUAAAUCAGCAUAGUCAUCUGAGCAAGCAGCGUCCAGAGGAGAUGUCAACAGCAGAGGAUGAGAACAGGUGCUGCGCUUCUCAUGAGGAGGAUCUAUACAGAGCAGCAGAGGAAAUAGAACAGGAAAGACAGGAGAAGCAGCUGUCUAAUGCAGCUUCAGUGCCAAGUUCUGAGGACCACAGCAGUGUGUCAGCUCCUGAGGGUCUGCUCUCCUACAGUCAGAGAGAAUGGAAAGGAAACACCACCAAAAGCCACCUUAUCAGAAAGGGAUAUGAAGCAGUAGCUCAGAAGUUUGAGAGUCUGCGCAGAGUACGAGGUGAUAACUACUGCGCUCUGAGGGCGACCCUAUUCCAGCUCUUCAACCAGUCUGACAAACUCAGUAACUGGCUGCAAGAUGCUGAGUUUGUUCAGCUGCAGUGUGUGCAAGAUUUAGUGGAAGAAUGGAGGUUUCCUUUUGGGAGCAAAGGUGGAGGAGCAGUGGAACAGUUGAAGCAUUGUCUGAAGCUCCUGAGAGUCAGGUGGCAGGAGAUGUUGCAGUGUGAGAGUCCAGCAGAGCGGGAGCGUGUUUGCCAGCAGCUGUUUGUUGGGGGGCGUGAAGAAUAUGAGCUGCUGGAAGCCCUGAAGUUCUUGAUGCUGAAAACGGUCAUUCAGCUGCACUCUGACAUGAAGAAGGGCUCCAGUGUGCCUGACUUUUGCUGGCUUCUUUUUGCCCGCGACACCUCCAAAUGUCCCAGGAGCUUCCUCACGAAUCAUCUUAGACAUGUGGGCUUCAGCGGAGGAUUAGAACAGGUGGAGAUGUUUCUGCUGGGCUACUCCCUACAGCAUACGCUUCAGGCCUUUCGGCUCUACAAGACGGACACUGAGGAGUUCAUCACCUACUACCCAGAUGACCACAGGACAGAGUGGCCUUGCCUUAGCCUGGUCACAGAGGAUGAUCGACACUAUAAUGUGCCAGUGCUUAAACAGCCCAAACUCCAUUCAGCAAAACAUGACAAGUCAAUCAGGCCCAAAUGGAACUUGCCGAAGAGUGGAACAGGAAAAACUACACUUCUUUAGAGAAAAUCUGAUGACCGUGACCAACAUAGUUCAAAGGUCUCAAGGCUUUAUGUCAGAUGAUUUUCAGCUACAGACCUUGCAAAUUUUAUGCUUUUUGCGUAGAAUUCAUCAUUGACGUGUACUGAGGAGUCUUUGUUUAUUUUUCCUCCAGUUAAAAUGACAGAUCAGCUAAUCGACAUGUGAAUCUAGAAUGACCUGACAUUUGCGCAGGUGUUUUGAACUCUCUGAUAUUACCUGACGCCUUGGAAGCUUCACCCCUUCCCUUUAUUUCACAUCAGUUAUCUUUAGUCUUGUCUUAAUUUUUCCGUGUGAAAGAUGGACUGAUACAGGACCCUCGCUUUCUCUCAUGGUAAAUGGAGAGUGUUUUCUCUUCAUUUAUCUGAAAUAAAAUCUGUUAAUGUACAGUGUCUUGCAAAAGUAUUCAUCCCCCUUGGUGUUACCACUUUAAAGGUGUAAAUUGUUUUAUUGUGAAACAAACAAUAAGAUAUUAAAAAAAAAAAAACAGAAAUUUGGAGUGUGCAUAGGUAUUCGCCCCCUUUCGUAUGAAACCCCUAAAUAAGAGCUGGUCCAACCAAUUCACUUCAUAAGUCACAUAAUUAGGUGAUUUAAGAUCCACCUGUGUGCAAUCAAAGUGUCACAUGAUCUGUCACAUGAUGUCUGUAUAAAUCAACCUGUAUUGGAAGGACCCUGACUCUGCAACACUACUAAGCAAGCAACAUGAAAACCAAGGAGCCUCCAAACAGGUCAGAGACAAAGUUGUGGAGAAGUAUAGAUCAGGGUUUGGUUAUAAAAAAUAUCCCAAACUGUGAAUAUCCUGCGGAGCACCAUUAAAUCCAUUAUAGUAAAAUGGAAAGAAUAUGGCACCACUACAAACCUGACAAAAGAAGGCCACCCACCAAAACUCACAGACCAGGCAAGGAGGGCAUUAAUCAGAGAUGCAACAAAGACACCAAAGAUAACACUGAAGGAGCUGCAAAGAUCCACAGCGGAGCUGGGAGUAUCUGUCCAUAGGAGCAUUUUAAGCCGUACACUCCACAGAGUGGGGCUUUAUGGAAGAGUGGCCAGAAAAAAAGUCGUUGUUUAAGAAAACACGUUUGGAGUUUGCCCAACAGCAUGUGGCAGACUCCCGAAACACAUGGAAGAAGAUUCUCUGGUUAGAUAAGACUAAAAUUGUUCUUUUUGGCCAUUGUGGGAAAUGCCAUAUGUGACGCAAACCCAACACCCUGAGAACACCAUUCCGACAGUGAAGCAUGGUGGUGGCAGCAUCAUGCUGUGGGGAUGCUUUUCAUCUGCAGGGACAGGAAAGCUGGUCAGGACUGAAGGAAAGAUGGAUGGCACUAAAUACAGGGCAAUUCUGGAGGAAAACCUGUUUGAGUCAGCCAGAGGUUUAAUACUGGGAUGAAGGUUCACAUUCCAGCAGGACAAUGACCCUAAACAUACUGCUAAAGCUACACUGGAGUGGUUUAAAGGGAAACAUUUAAUUGUAUUGGAAUGGCCUAAUCAAAGCCCAGACCUCAAUCCAAUUGAGAAUCUGUGGCGUAACUUGAAGAUUACUGUACACCAACACAACCCAUCUGACUUGGAGUUGGAGCAGUUUUGCCUUGAGAAAUGGGCAAAAAUCCCAGUGGCUAGAUGUGCUAAGCUAAUAGAGACAUACCCCAAGAGACUUGCAGCUGUAAUUGCAGCAAAAGGUGGCUCUACAAAGCAUUGACUUUGGCAGGGUGAAUACUUAUACACACUCCAGAUUUGUUUUUUCAUCUUAUUGUCUGUGUCACAGUGUAAAAAAAAAAAAAGUACACCUUUAAAGUUGUAGGCAUGUUGUGUAAAUCAAAUGGUGCUAACCCCCCCAAAAUCCAUUUUAAUUCCAUCUGGUAAUGCGACAAAACAGGACAAACACCAAAGGGGGUUGAGUAUUUUUUGUAAGACAGUGUAUGUUCAACUUUGCUCCUGUUAGACUGGUGUAUAUGGGCUCGGAUGAAAUGACGGACAACAUGAAAUAACAGCAGUCUGAGCAUAUUUCAGGAUUAGUGAUUGGCGGUCAAAGCGAAGUAGAUUGCAGUCAGUGGUCUGCAGAAAUAUUAUGAGAAACUACAGUAGCUUCCUACAGUACCAGUAACCUGUUACCAAUAUUUUAAACAUAAAACUCGGCACUUAAAGUGUCUACAGAUAAUGUUAGGUGCAAAACGGCUCUUAUUCAGUAUGAUGUUCUUGACACUCGGCUGUUAUCAUUUCUUGGCAAUGAGGGAUUCUGAUGUAAUAGGCAACAGCUGUAUAGAAGCACUUCACUGAAGUGAAUUCAUUGCAGACCUUCUCAGUCCAAGGUAACUAAUAUAGCUACGGUAGCUUAUGCCGUUCAUUUAAAAUGAGCUAGCUAACAUUUAUAAAGAAUGAGCCUAUGUGCAUGCUGGCGAAACAUUAGCAGAGCUAAAUAAAAUGGUCAGUGAUGGCCAUGAGGCCGAGUCACACCAGACCUCACUCAAUUCCAUUUAUAUAAUUUUUUUUUUCGCAUGUAUAUUUCAAGCUAGGCUUAUUACAUUAAUUAAUGGAAAGUAAAGUGUCUUUCUUGCAGGAACUGUAAAUGUACUUACUCAUAACUUAUAACUAAAUGCUGGAACUCCAAAACGCAUUAAAGUGAACCGUUACUGUUCAUGCUGUCAGUAGGUCAUAUGGAAAUGCACUUGAACAGCGUCCAAUGUCUAUACUGUUAUCAGCGAGUUCCAAAAAGACACGGAUUCAGUCUAAAAAUAUUUCUGAAUCAAAAAAAAAAAAAACACUGAGGUAGAAAGCAAGCAGUAGCUUAUCUCAUCCACCCCUCCAUGAACAGCAUCUGGAAAACCCCUGUAUAUAGACUUGCUAAAGUUUCUACCUUAUGCAAAUGAUUUUCUGAAAAGACUACGUUGAAAAUGGACUGAGUUUUUAAAUUGCCAACCCUCCUCACAUUUCAAAUUUCCUUCUGUGUUGUAUAUUUAUUUAAUUGUGAUAAUGCAAUAUAAAUGCUUGUUGAUGAGACCACUUUUGCACAGGUUUAGCAAAUCUAUAAUGAAAUGCUGAUGCAAAAUUCAGGGACUACAUUGUGUGUACCAGAACAAUUAACAGAAUGAUGGGAAAUCUAUUUGGAAGAGACUGGAUUUAAAUUAGAAAUGAAAAAGUGCAAUUUUAGGUAUUCCAAAAGGAAGUCCUGAUCUGACUGAAGUCUUUUUUAUAAAUGAUUAAGCAGUGACUUUCAGAAUGUCCGUGCAUUUAAACAUUUUUCUUUAAUGUAAUUUAGGUUUACUAUUUUAUGAAAGACAUUUGUUACAUAGCUUUUGUUUUCCAUCGGUUUGCAUAUAUUGUCUUACCAAGCAUAAAUUGCUGCAAAGAAUGAAAUCGUACAAGAAACACUAAUGUAAUUUUAUUUCAGAUCUGUGAAGAUUGCAUGUUUCUCUCAGGCAAGACAAUAAACCGUCUAAUUGGCGAGUGA
This is a messenger RNA of Neoarius graeffei (lesser salmon catfish), 4910 nucleotides long. RefSeq names its product OTU deubiquitinase with linear linkage specificity b (gene otulinb). The record is from RefSeq and is a predicted model, not a curated record. NCBI's taxonomy places the organism in Eukaryota, Metazoa, Chordata, Actinopteri, Siluriformes, Ariidae. The transcript is spliced from 9 exons. Gene Ontology annotation, molecular function: cysteine-type deubiquitinase activity. Bases 125 to 1450 code for a protein of 441 amino acids. Gene Ontology annotation, biological process: protein linear deubiquitination. Gene Ontology annotation, cellular component: cytoplasm.